AUGAGCCUCUCAGUGUUAGUCAUUGAGUCCCUCUUGUUAUAUGGCCUCGGCCUCGGAAUCUACUUUCUCGUGAAGCGGCGCUUCUUCAAGACAUCCUUGGACAACAUACCCGGUCCCCCUCCGGCGUCGUUCGCGAAAGGAAACAUGGGACAGUUUCAUGGUCCCGAUUCCAUUGAGGUACAGCGCGAUCUGGUGGACAACUAUGACAGUUAUGUGGUGAGGCUGCGCGGCCUUUUCAACGCGCCAGCGCUGUACAUCUAUGACCCAAAGGCGCUCCAUGCAAUCCUAAUCAAGGACGAGAGCAUCUGGGAAGAAGACCCGAGUUUUAUUGCGGUUAACCUAGCCCUGGUCGGCUCCGGAUUAUUGUCUACACUCGGCGAACAACACAAGAAACAACGCAAGAUGUUGAAUCCUGUGUUCUCUAUCAACCACAUGCGCACGAUGUUCCCGAUAUUCCACGACACUACACGGAGACUUCGCGAUGCCAUCGAAGCACGGGUGAAAGACGGACCACAAGAAUUAGACAUGGCAGGCUGGAUGGGCCGAACUGCGCUGGAGCUCAUCGGACAGAGCGGUCUCGGAUAUUCAUUUGAUCGACUCGUGGACGACAACAAAGAUGUAUUCGCCGAGGCCCUCAAACUAAUGUUCCCGUCCGCCACCAAGCUCGAGGCACUGGUGUUGACGCUACCUCACCUGCGCCGGAUCGUACCCGCCAGUUUGUGGGGUCCUCUCGCUAGUGUCAUGCCGAUGUCAUACGUGCGCGAUAUGAAGUACAGCGCAGAUUUCGUGGCGAAACGGACGCAGGAGAUAUUAGUCUCGAAACAGCGUGCUCUACAAGAAGGCGAUGAAGCCCUCGCGGAACAGAUCGGUCGAGGCAAGGAUCUCAUGAGUAUUCUCAUGAAAGCGAACAUGAGUGCCUCCGAGAAAGACAGCCUGACAGAGCACGAACUGGUUUCACAGAUGUCCACCAUGACCUUGGCGGCAUCGGACACAACGUCCAACACCUUGUCACGGAUCCUGCUACUCCUUGCUGAACACCCGGACGUCCAGCAGCGACUUCGCGCAGAAAUCAUCAAGGCUUCUCAAGACGGAGACCUGUCUUAUGAUGUUCUCAUGCAAUUGCCUUACCUGGAUGCUGUGUGUCGGGAAAGCCUCCGUCUGCAUCCACCUUUGUUAUGGUCUAGUAGAAUGUCUACACAGGACACGAUCAUACCGGUCUCAAAACCCAUUCCUGGAUUGGACGGCACGCCGAUCAACGAGCUCGCUGUGCCGAAAGGUACGGAGGUCAUACUCGGGAUUCUAGGCUGCAACACAAGCAAAGCGUUCUGGGGUGAAGACGCGAUGGAGUGGAAGCCGGAGCGUUGGCUAUCGCCCCUUCCAGACGCCGUGACUGGAGCAGGCCUGCCGGCUGUGGCAGGAAGCCUAAUGACCUUUAUCGGUGGCAAGCGUGCUUGCAUCGGAUUCAAGUUCGCCGAGAUGGAGAUGAAGGCCGUGUUAUCCGCGCUGCUACCGAGCUUCGUUUUAGCUCCCACUGACGAAGAGAUCAAUUGGAUCCCUGCGCCGGUGUGGUAUCCGGCCGUAGGGCAAGAUCGCUCCAACCCGCGAAUGCCGCUCCGGGUAGCCAUGUAUUCCGGCGCUGCUUGA
This is a messenger RNA of Fomitopsis serialis, 1644 nucleotides long. Its product is annotated as cytochrome P450. Lineage: Eukaryota; Fungi; Basidiomycota; Agaricomycetes; Polyporales; Fomitopsidaceae. The transcript has 14 exons. The record is from RefSeq and is a predicted model, not a curated record. Gene Ontology annotation, molecular function: monooxygenase activity; iron ion binding; oxidoreductase activity, acting on paired donors, with incorporation or reduction of molecular oxygen. Bases 1 to 1644 code for a protein of 547 amino acids.